AUGGCAGUGAAGGAGGCCGAACCCAAGCCGGAAACUGCAAUAAGUUUUGCCAACAUUACGGCAAACAAAUCUACAAUAACAUCUGUGUCACAGCAUCGACGAAUCACCAGAUCUGCCUCCAAACCCCAUCAAUUCGAUCAACCAACUACAAUUAGUGUCGGACGAUCUGCGGACAUGUCGAUCACCAUUCCAGACACCGAUCAGGCUUUGUCGUCUGCAUGUGACGUAGUUAAUCUGACUGGUGAAGAUCUACUAACCGAUCAAAAUGGCUGGAAGGAGGUGGAAGGGAAGAAGAAGAAGAAUAAGAGAAACACUGGAAAAGGACCAGCUGAUCAACCUCAAAGUGAUGGAUAUGGGCCUACUUCUCCUAACGUUAAAAAUUGUGACACUGAAAGUAUAAUUAGUGCAGUGAAAAGUGCUAAACCGCGGAAACCACAAGUCUUGAUAGGUACUGCUGAAGCAAAAACAGACUGCGGAUUAACAGGGGCCAAAAAAGCGUGGUUUCACAUAGGUCUGCAUAGGCCUAUUGUUAUAAUUUCGGUUUACCGAUCCCCGGAUGGUGACUCGGAGCAAUUCCUUCAGCUACUGGACAAUUGUCUGGAAAGCCUAUCACUUAAAAAUAAAGCUAUUAUCCUGUGUGGUGAUUUUAAUAUACACCUGGAAACAACUUCCAAGGAAGAGGCGGCCUUCACUAACCUACUGCGGUGUCAUAAUAUCUUCAUAGCAAACCGUAAACCAACAAGAGGAAGUGUCUGUUUGGACACCUUUGCCACAAACCUCGACCAGUGGGACUUCGAUGUCAGUGUGGAAAAUCCUCUCAUUGCGGACCACUGCGCAGUCGUCUUCAAACUUAAGGCAAGAUCCGCUAUGUUCAAUGAAUUUUUUCCUCUUAUUCCUACUGGUGCUCCUAAACCUAAAGUAACUCUGAGGCCUGCUGCGAGGAGUUCUGGCAAGAAAUGGUUCACUGAUGAGUUGAAACACCUUAAAUUGCAUGUGUUAAUGCUGCAUGACCUUUCUAAGAAAGCAACUCUAGCAAGCGUAAAAACCAUUCUUGACACCCAGUACCGUAAGUAUUUUAAAAUUUACAGGGGUAAAUUGAAGGCGGCCAAAAUAGCCCAAAACGUCUCCUACAUCGAUUCUGCGCCAAAUAGAUGCAAGGCGGCUUGGCAAGUUAUCAACCAAAACAAGGUAAAAUCUCAACAAUUUUCAUAUCCAGGUAGCCCUGACGAUUUUAACACCUUUUUCAUCAAAUCAGUCGAAGAUAUUGUAUCUAAGUUUCCGCAGGCUGCGGAUGUGAGCCUGGACCUGGGUUUUUUACCAACACCCAACUGCACACUUAUGGAAUGGGAAGAGGUAAGCCCCAAAUUAAUUACCGCUUUAGUGAAGAACUUUAGGUCCUCCAAAAGUCAGGAUGUUUACGGCAUGUCGGGUGAAGUCUUGAAGUCCGUCAUCGACGCUAUAGCUGACCCUCUAUGCAAAGCCAUAAAUUGCUGCCUAAGAUUUGGUGUUUUUCCUGACUACAUGAAAAUAUCUAGAACGAUCCCCAUCUACAAGAAGGGCGACCAUCAAGAACUGGCAAAUUACCGUCCGAUAUCGAUAAUCCCGGUAUUGGCCAAAGUCAUGGAAAGUGUCAUGAAAAUUCAGCUAGUGAAAUACUUCGAAGAAAACAACCUGUUCAUGGCUGGGCAGCAUGGUUUUAGGAGAUGCCACUCUACUACUACGGCAAUAUUAUCACUAGUUGAACAAAUAACCAAGGCAUUUGAGGAGGGUGAAUCAAUGGCGCUUACACUCUGCGAUCUCAGCAGGGCGUUCGACUGCGUAUCACACCAACUACUGCUCCAGAAGUUGUCUCACUAUGGAAUAGGUUCUACGGUCCACAAGACAUUAGCAUCGUAUCUGCUACACAGGAAACAGGCCGUCUUUCUGGAGGGUGCGCAGUCGGGGAUCUUGCUGGUCAAGCACGGAGUGCCUCAGGGUUCUGUUCUGGGGCCCUUACUCUUCCUCAUACUGGUCAAUGACCUAGAACUCGAGGGUCGCUCUCUCCUAUUCGCAGAUGACUCAACCUUAACAACAAGAGGGAAAGAUUUAAACAGAGUGAGGCAAGAUGCAAUAAUGUUACUGGACAGGGCAAAACAAUGGUUUGAAGUCAACCAUUUGCAGUUAAACCCAGACAAAACCCAGCACCUGAUAUGCACACUCAAGAGAGACAUAGGCUCCCAAACCAAUGAUAACGUAAAAUUGCUCGGUUUUUAUCUGGACCGAAGAAUGACGUGGACGGCACAUGUUUCUCAGGUCUGUGUCAAACUCUCCAGAGUGCUCUGCCUCCUCAGGAAAUUAAGGAACCAGGUAACAGAACCCUAUUUACAAACAGCAUAUCAUGCAAUCUUCCAAAGCCACAUUAUCUAUGGACUGAUACUAUGGGGUCAUUCUGGAGCCUGUGAAGACGUGCUGAAGCUGCAAAAGAAAGCUGUAAGAAUUAUAACCUCUUCAGGAUACUUGGAGCACUGCCGGCCAAUUUUCAUCCGCCUGAAUAUCCUUACAGUCUACAGCCAGUACGUCUACAACUCCAUCUUGCAGGUACGGGAGCAGUCUUUCAGUAUUCCCUCCAGAAGCGACAUCCACGGCUAUGACACUCGCAGAGCCCGGGACUUAAACAUCGCACGAUGCCGACUCUCCGGCACACUAAGGAGUUUCCCUAGGUAUGGUCAAAAGCUGUUUAACUUGCUACCGAUAAGUGUGAGACAUCUUGAGCAUGCCAAGUUCAAGUCAGCCUUGCAUGAAGAGCUCAUAAGGAGGCCGCUUUAUUCCUUAAAGGAGCUGGAAGAAAAGCCACUGUUUGGGUGA
Molecule: messenger RNA, 2844 nt
Organism: Homalodisca vitripennis (glassy-winged sharpshooter)
Lineage: Eukaryota; Metazoa; Arthropoda; Insecta; Hemiptera; Cicadellidae
Exons: 4
Coding region: 1-2844 (947 amino acids)
Molecular function (GO): catalytic activity
Source: RefSeq, a predicted model, not a curated record